GGCAGAGGCCACCAACGUCGCCUUUCGCGCGUUGUCUGAUCACCGUCGCCAUCCCGUUCAUCAUCCUCACCUGCGGACGGCCGGGCCCCCAGCAGCGUGCCAAGCAUCCGCGACGGAGCUUGGCUCCUUGGCUGACUGAGUGCGCGGCAUCUACAGACACGACAUGAUUUGAUCAUUCAGCCUGGGAGGCAAGGACGGAUAUGACGUCCAAGAAAAGGGCAAUGGAGGCCCACAAUUCUGCUGAUUGUCCUCCGCCGACCUCUUCUGCAUCCUCUUCGUCUUCUGCUGCUUAUCCGUUGGCUCAUUUUCUUGACGUUGCAGUGAGCGAGCGAACGCGCGUUCAAUUGCCGCCAGCCGAACCGCACACCAGCCCAUUACGCACCUCUACCGCGCUGACCGAUAACACUUUUGUUUCCCACAACCGCGAGCCAAUCUGCAGCCAAGACUGCACAUCUUCUGCAUCUUCUCCUACCUACGUUCACUCAAAGUCCUCAUCGUCACCACCGUCCCUCCGGCAGCGCUCUUGCGACAGCGAGGACAUUCUCAUUACCUCAUCCUUCCAGCCAUCCUCUCCUUAUCGCAGCGCAUGCGCAGAAGUCAACCCUGCGUCCAUGUCUGAGCGAGCCUACCCUGCGCGCUCAGACUCCCGUUUCCCCCCCAAGAAUGCUGUAUCGGCCUUCCCGGACUCAAACGAGCACCGACCGCUGAUCGACUUUGUGACGAACGAGUGGCAAAAGAACAUCAGCUACCGGGACGGCUCGUUCGAGAGCGACGAUUCGUACCCGUACUAUAACUCUGAGAAGGAUCUGUAUGCAGCACCACAGCUGCCAGAUUGGCUGAAGAGAAUACUCAACAUCAAGGUGCCGCGGAGGGUUCAACGCUACCUUGGAGGUUAUAUCAUCUUUUUGCUUGCGCUGUGGUUCGGCUGGUUGUACUGGCUUCAACCGGCGUGGGCUCACGAGAAGCUGCUAGAUGACGCCGCAUUGCGCGCUACUACAAAGGGACAGGUUUUCGGAGUCAACAUGCGGCCGAGUUUCUCAGACAUGAUCCAGAUUCAAGAACUGGAUCCGCGGUAUCUCCCCAGUGCAACGAAUGUGAACAAGCGCCUCGUAUUUGUUGGGGAUGUUCACGGAUGCAAAUCUGAAUUGAUGCAACUCCUCGAUAAAGUCGGCUUCAAUCCGAGCAAUGACCAUCUUAUUUUCACCGGUGACCUCAUAGCCAAAGGGCCCGACUCAAGCGGUGCUGUUGACUUGGCCAUGGAGCUAGGCGCCUCGUGUGUGCGCGGGAAUUGGGAGGAUCGCACGCUGCUCGCCUACAACACACUCACAUCAAAGCAGCAUCCAUUGCCCGGACCCGCAGAAGAUCCACGUACAAAGGAGGACUAUUUAGACGAGGAAUCCUUCAGCCAUGGCGACUACAAAGACCGUGCACUGGCAAAACUGCUCACCAAGGAGCAGAUCAAGUGGUUAAAAGCCUGCCCUGUCAUUUUGAAAGUGGGUCGGAUCAGUGGGUUCAACAAGGGAAGUGAAAUUGUCGUUGCGCAUGCAGGCCUCGUUCCAGGCAUUGCCCUUGAGAGGCAGGAUCCCUUUCAAGCGAUGAACAUGAGAAGCAUUGAUUUGAACACCCGCGUACCUAGCGCGGAGCGAAAAGGCGAACCAUGGGAGAAGCUGUGGAACCACCACCAAAUUCACCUAAAGGAUGUGUCUCAACGUGCCACCAUCAUCUAUGGACAUGAUGCAAAGAGAGGACUUAAUAUUCAAAAGUACAGCAAGGGCCUCGAUUCAGCUUGUCUCAAAGGUGGCAGUCUCACCGCAAUGAUCUUGGACUCUAGUGGACGACAAAAGAUUGUUAGUGUGGACUGCAAGAGGUACAGGGAUUGAGCUAUUCGUCAAAUGUACAGUCGUCUUGGAUGGUCACAGUCCACCUGCACAACACAUCCAUCCAACUAAGGCUCCUGAAGGCGUAGAUAUCCUCAUCACUUCCCACUGCGGGUCUUCGCAGGAUGUUCAACGGAGUUGCAGAGAAGUGAGAUUGCGGUUAUAGAAGGCUCCCUGAGGAUGCCGGCAAUCUGAUUUCUGUAGAAAUGGGUUCUUAUAGCGCGGCGUCUAGCGAUGGAAGGGAGUUGGUAGAUAUUUUCUACUGAUAUUUGCUUGAUGAUAAGACAGGAAGAUGGACAGAGCACGUUACGCAGGGAAGAAACCUCGGAGAUUUAAUGCAUUUGGCAUAUCAGCAUCAUCCGUGUGAUUGGAGCAUAGGCAUGGGCACGAUUUCAAGACGACGCGGUUUUCAGGAUUGAGCAGUAUCGUCUCUUCAAACGCUGCUGUAGUAUCGUGGGCGAGACGUUGAAUAAUUAAUUGUAAUUGUGUAGCGAUUUAAUGAAAGUCGAUGAUCUUGGCUUGAAGAGAA
Verruconis gallopava is the source of this 2406-nucleotide messenger RNA. RefSeq lists its product as uncharacterized. The record is from RefSeq and is a predicted model, not a curated record. NCBI's taxonomy places the organism in Eukaryota, Fungi, Ascomycota, Dothideomycetes, Venturiales, Sympoventuriaceae. Gene Ontology annotation, cellular component: cytoplasm. The coding region runs from base 201 to 1880 and encodes 559 amino acids. Gene Ontology annotation, biological process: polyphosphate catabolic process. The transcript has 3 exons. Gene Ontology annotation, molecular function: phosphatase activity; endopolyphosphatase activity.